Messenger RNA from Pestalotiopsis fici W106-1, 2097 nucleotides. RefSeq lists its product as uncharacterized. The transcript is spliced from 2 exons. The record is from RefSeq and is a predicted model, not a curated record. Gene Ontology annotation, biological process: positive regulation of transcription by RNA polymerase II. Gene Ontology annotation, molecular function: DNA-binding transcription factor activity, RNA polymerase II-specific; zinc ion binding; transcription cis-regulatory region binding. The coding region runs from base 1 to 2097 and encodes 698 amino acids. Gene Ontology annotation, cellular component: nucleus. Lineage: Eukaryota; Fungi; Ascomycota; Sordariomycetes; Amphisphaeriales; Sporocadaceae.
AUGGAUCGCCCGUUAGCCCAAAACAAGCGUACACGCAAAGGCACAGCCAAAUCUCGAAGGGGCUGCGCCAGAUGCAAAUCUCGGCGGGUCAAAUGUGAUGAGAAACGUCCCUCUUGUGAAAAUUGUGUACGAAUUGGCCUUCAAUGCCCUGGAUCCCAGAAGCAGCCGCUGCGUUGGUCGAGGAAACACGAACAAUCCGAGGAGUAUACAUCAGUUAGCAACCCACCGCAGGACCAGGUUCAAGCCGACGCUACUUCGCUACGCAACAACGAAGGGUGCAGUGAAAUCGUAGCGCCGUUAGUGAACUGCCUGGUGGCAUCGGAUGCACCACUUAAGGAUACAGAGUGUCCUGAGGCUCUUGAGCAUUGCGACGUUCUAGGCUUCGUUCCAGACAUCUGGCAUACUCAUGAUGAGUUUCUGAACCCACGAACCGAUGAAGAUGCUGGCCGGCCUUGGGACUGGUCGCGGGAUACGCCAAUGACCACCAAGACCUUUGUGCUGCCAGACAAUCAGUGCAACAUGCUUGCUGCAUCAAUCUCCAGGUCUUUGCACGGAUUAACACAUUUGCCGACCAUGUUAAUCGAGUAUUGGUUUUGUUACAUUUGUCCAAUACGGUCCACAUUUGACUCCGACAUUAACUUCAAUCGAAUCCUGGCCAAAAAUGCACAUGCGAGGGCCGAAGCUGUCAUGUAUACCAUGCAGGCCAUGUCAAUUGCCUGUCUUUUGAAGGAUAUGCCACAACUCCGCGAGACCUCUUUGACCCUCCGAUCGAAAGCUAUCUCGGCAAUCAACUGCACUCUAACGCAAGUCCGGACUGCAAACUCGAUUGAAGGCCAAAUCGUAACUGAUCUAAUCUUUGCCGUCUUUUGUAUUGGUACAUCUACAAGUUGGCUAGCAUCUUCAUCUAUGGAAGAUGAUCCAUGGCUAGAUAUCGCUCGCGAAUUACUUUGCUACUGGAGACGAGACCCCGAUACAGCAGACACUCUGGUUUAUGCAUACUUUUGCCAGGCACUUACUUACUGGAAGAUGCUUCUUGCUGCGGAAGGUCGAGGCCCAACAUACAUGAAAGUUCACAGAAACCAGCAGCAAAGGCGAAGCAGGCUCCGCCAAGCGGCCCAGUUGAUGACCAAUGAUUCUUCUCCUGAAGUUCCUUACGACGAGCCUGCUUGUGGCCCUAUUAAUGUUCUUCUGGGAAGCCGACCCAAUUCCUGGUGUGGCAUAUCCAAUGAAGUGAUUGACAUCUUCGGACAAGUGAUGGCUCUCUGUCGCACUACCAUGUGUCAAAAACUCAAAUCCCCAAACCCUCCAUCAGUCACAGAACUGAGCAAUAAACUCUGCGAUCUAUCGAUAGCGCACGGGUUAUACAGAGAGCUCAAUUCUAUGGACUUUGGUGCGCUUGUCCUCAUGGACGAAGUGCAAGGGUUCCCGGUGCAUACACAAGAUGACAAUACGCCCAUUGCCCAUCUGGUGCAGACCGCGGAAGCGUAUCGCCUAGCCGGGAUUCUACAGCUCAAAUUGGCUUUCCCCGAAAUAGUAUCCGAGCUCAGUGAUCAUGAGACAAUCAGAAAUGAGAAAUUCCAGGCAGACAAUGUCGUCGCAUCUGCCCUGCAGCUGGUUUCUCUGCUUGAGCAAAUACCUCCUGAAUCGGGUUCGCUUUCUAUUCAUGCCUUACUCUUCCUCUCUGUUGCUGCGGGUCUUGAGUGCCCAGCAAAGAGGCAAAAGACUUUCACCUGGAACUACACCACCAGGGAGGAUCCUGAGCUUUUCUGCGAUCCCAAUUCGAUGUCAAUGUCUGGUCAGGCUAAUUGUCCAUCUGUUACAGAAGGUGCACAAGUGCCACGAUAUUUACAAGAUCCCAGAUCAGGCACUGUUCAUUAUGGGUAUGGAUUUCUGCCGCCGUUGACCUGGGAGAUAUGCAAGGCGCGUCGUUUUGUUCGGACUCGGCUUGCGAUUCUUCAGCGAAAACUUCCACACAGAGCGAGCAGCAGUUUGUUACAAAUUGUUGACACUAUCUGGUCCGAGUACGACGAACGCUUUCAACGUAUCCAUUGGCUCGAGGCUUUGGAGCAGUGUGGAUCGGGAAUUAUUCUCUUAUGA